GCCGCGCGAAUUCGAGUACUCCUGCGCCGUGGGUCCGUGGCGCGCGUUGCUGCUCCCCUCUACCUGCUCCGAGUCCGACCUGGGUGCCCGCCGCCAGCAUGGACACCCGCCGCGUGCCGCAAAAGGAUCUCAGAGUAAAGAAGAACUUUAAGAAAUUUAGGUAUGUGAAGUUGAUUUCCAUGGAAACCUCGUCAUCCUCUGAUGACAGUUGUGACAGCUUUGCUUCUGAUAAUUUUGCAAACACGAAACCUAAAUUCAGGUCAGAUAUCAGUGAAGAACUGGCAAAUGUUUUUUAUGAGGACUCUGAUAAUGAAUCUUUCUGCGGCUUUUCAGAAAGUGAGGUGCAAGAUGCAUUAGACCAUUGUGGAUUUUUGCAGAAACCAAGGCCAGAUGUCACUAACGAACUGGCCAGUAUUUUUCAUGACGACUCUGACGAGGAAUCAUUUUUCGGUUUCUCAGAAAGUGAGAUACAAGAUGGAAUGAGAUCUCAGUCGGACCAAACCGGCUGCAGGACGCGCAGUCAGUGUAGACGCACUGGACCGCUGCGUGUGGCCAUGAAGUUUCCAACGCGAAACACCAGGGGAGCCGCCCCGCAGAAAGCAGCGUCCCCCGAACCCUCUGUGACGGACCCCACUUCGGAUUCAGAAGAUGAAAGUGGCAUGAACUUCCUGGAGAGAAGGGCUUUAAAUAUAAAGCAAAACAAAGCGAUGCUGGCAAAAUUAAUGGCAGAAUUAGAGGGUUUCCCCGGCUCCUUCCCAAGAAGGCACACCCUGCCUGUUCCCCGCUCGCAAGCAAAGACACCUCGAAGGCGCACAUUCUCAGGUGUGAUUUCCAGAAGACACUCUGAGCGGAGAGUUCGGCCCCUCACCAGGGCCCGCUCCCGUAUCCUGGGCUCCCUCGGGGUGCUCCCCACAGAAGAGGAGGAAGAGGAGGAGGAGGAGGAGGACAAGUACAUGUUGGUGAGGAGGAGGAAGACUAUGGACGCUUUCAUGAACGAUGAUGACAUGCCCAGGAGUCGCCGUCCUGGUUCCAUGACCCUUCCACAUAUCAUCCGCCCCGUGGAGGAGAUCACAGAGGAGGAGUUGGAGAAUAUCUGCAGCAAUUCUCGAGAGAAGAUCUAUAGCAGUUCGUCGGGCUCUACUUGUCAUCAGUGCCGCCAGAAAACGAUUGAUACCAAAACAAACUGCCGAAACCCUGAGUGCUGGGGGGUUCGAGGCCAGUUCUGUGGUCCCUGCCUUCGAAACCGAUAUGGGGAGGAGGUGAAGGAUGCUCUGCUGGAUCCGAACUGGCAUUGCCCGCCAUGUCGUGGAAUCUGCAACUGCAGUUUCUGUCGGCAGCGAGAUGGGCGCUGUGCCACGGGGGUCCUUGUGUAUCUAGCCAAGUAUCACGGCUUUGGGAAUGUGCAUGCGUACUUGAAAAGUCUGAAACAGGAAUUUGAAAUGCAAGCAUAAUGCUUGGGAGAUCCAUCACUGCCUGCCUUUUACCAUCUUGUUCAAGUUUUCCGUUUUUCUUGUGAUUGAAACCAGAGUUUGGAAUUUUGACGCAUCAGCCUGUUUUAUAGGAUGCUUAGAUCAAGGGACUCUUGUGUUUCUGAGCAUCACGGGGGUAUUUGCUAGCUAUGCUUAGGCCUCCUGCAGGUUCUCUUUUGCUUUCCUUUAGCCUUUGCCCCCAGCCCCCCUGUGUCCUACCAUGUCAUUUCUGAGUCCUUUCUAAAUGGCCAUUUCAUGAAAGCACAUUUGAUUUCUUUGGUGUUGAAAUGGCCCUGGAAUCCACUGUAAAAUCUAGCACUUAGAAACACAGUUCUCAUGUUAAGUACUUCUACUAGAUUCCAGAGACCAGCCUUAACUUGUUUACAGAAAAACACUGAAUAUGGUUUAGUUCUAACAGAGUCAAGGUCUUAAAGCCAUUUGGGAAAAUGAGGCUAAUUGCUGGAAAAUGGCAUAUAGUACUUUAGAUGGCUCCCUCGUGGACUGUUCAUGUACUGUGCUGAUGUGAUGACGUGAAUGGUCCUGUUGAGACUUCACUGCCACUCAUUUCUUCCACUGUGAUGCUAAGUGCUAUAUCUGGCAUUCAGUGGCCCCAAGGUUCAUAAGCCAGGUCUGACUUAAAGCUAUCGUAGAGAAGGCACUGGGAAAUGAGAAUGAAGAGACUUUGCCUACAAUUUGGUUUGAAUUCCUGGUAUUCUAGUAUAAUUAUAGUUUACCAGGUGUAUGCCAGUUACAUUGCAAGGGUGUCUUCAGUAAACUUUUUGGCUGUUUUGCACAGAGCAUUGAUAAUUAACAUGAGCUUAUGAUUUCUUUUGUCCUUAAAUUUUUUUUUUUUAGUGUAGGACCACACCUGGGGCUACUGGGGGCUACUCCUGCUGAAUUCUUGGGAGGUUCAUGCAGUUGGGGAUCCAAUGGGAUGGGCCACGUGGAAGGCAAGCUCCUUAGCUCCCCAUCAACCCCAUACUUUCUCCCUGGCCCAGUUUUUGCUUUCUCGAGGAAUAGUAAGCUCAGUGCAGGGCUCAGGGACUUAAGCACUUUUCUAACAAUGCGAUGUGCCCUUUUUUUGGAGUCAAGUGACCUCAGCAGUUGGUUGACUUGACUCUCUUCCAGUUUCAUUGUGGAGCUAAUUUCAUGUGUCAUGUCAUGGCACCCAUAAUAAUGGUCAUGGUGGUAAUACUGUUGGGUGAGAGACGGGGUGCAGCUCAGUGCUGGGGGUGCCCACUUUGCUCCCGCAGCUGAUUGCCAUGCCCGCUGGGCACUGGGUGCAAAGUCGGGCCUUGAGUCACUGUGUAAAUAGCGCUUUUGAACUGUAUUGCUUGUGUACAAGGGUUUUGAUUGUAAUAAU
Sorex araneus (European shrew) is the source of this 2832-nucleotide messenger RNA. It is a transcript of the gene CDCA7, whose product is annotated as cell division cycle associated 7. The coding region runs from base 99 to 1451 and encodes 450 amino acids. The record is from RefSeq and is a predicted model, not a curated record. Lineage: Eukaryota; Metazoa; Chordata; Mammalia; Eulipotyphla; Soricidae. Gene Ontology annotation, cellular component: nucleus. Gene Ontology annotation, biological process: regulation of DNA-templated transcription. The transcript is spliced from 10 exons.